AUGGCGCCGCUGGACCGGAGACCCGACCUGCACCUAACGAGCUCGGGGGUCGGCCUGCACCACAGCCCGGGCCGGUACUGGCCGCCCUCCGACUUCAGGUUUUUUUUUAAGGAUCCUCUCCCCCCAAAGCUGAGAGAAUUAAAUGCCAUCCAUCCAUACGAUGAGGUUUUUAACUGCUAUGAGACCACAACAGGCUCCGCGCACAACCUCAAGACCAUCGGUGGAGUCCUCGGUCACCCUCGCCACGUAAAGGCUCGAAACCACUGGAAUGUUCAUUACAUGAAGGAUCUGUCUGAGAAGCUGAGCCGGCGAGACUGGAAGACUGCGCUGAAUAUGGCCAACCAGACAAGUGAGAUGAAGGACAAAUUCACAGGGAGACUUCCACAGUCCAUGGACACUGCUUUUAGGGCAGGACCACAGCCGUUCCCCCUGGAUAAUCACCUCAACAACGGACCAUCAAAAAAUAUCGUGGCCAGCACAGAGAAUGCAGCGCUAGCCGGGAAGGAGUAUUACGUUCGAGAUAAGGAUGUUCUGCGCCUCAAUGACAUUUACCUGUCGACCACCAACAAAGACUUCAGAGCCUUUAAAAAGGAAGAGCUGGAAGGGUUUCCCAAGAAGGAUGUUGUCACUUUCUGGCAAACAGAAGACUACCCCAAGGUCUGGGGCCACGGACUGAAGGAGAACCCUCUACCCAAGGAAGCCCAGCGCAUCGUCCGACAACCUGGGCCGAUGAUCGACCCUGCCGUGUUCCCUGCCCCAACCAGAAUCCCUCGCCAGCCUAAACAUCUCCCACCUGUCCCCAACCGGGGGCUGAAGACCCUGUUCCAAGAGUCCUACCAGCCCCCCAGCGAUGUCAAGCGGACGCAAGAUGUCUUCUGCCCCCUGAGGGCGCCCUGGGUAGUGACCCAGGAGGCGUCUGUCCCAGAGAUCAUGUCCGUGCCCCUGAUGUACAAAACGGAGUACAUGACGUAUGGAAGCAAGCGCCCUGUGAUCAUGUGAAGGGUCCUCUCUCUCCCAAAGGCACGCAGGUUGCCUCCUCUGUCUGCUGUUCACGUCUCACAUUGGUCAUGAUAUUGGAAUUAUGUAUCAGGAACACACGAUCCAAGAGGCUUUUCACCCCUGCUUUCUGAUGGAGCUCUCUAGUUAACCCACUCCCCCACCUCCUUUGCUCUGCCUUUUCAAAACUUCUGAACAUGACUUUUGAAUCUGCUUCUACUUCCUUUCAAGCAUCACGCAUUCCAACGUUCCCAACUUCUCCCCUCUGGUUCCUUUGCCAAGCAUUUUAAACCUAUGUCCUCAGUUUACUGACCCUUCCACCAAUGGCAACAGCCUUUGCUUAUCGAACCUGUCAAACCCCCACAUUAUUUCAAACUCCUCAACCAACUCUCCCCUCAAGUCUGAAGGAGAAUUGUUACCAAGAAUUCAACUCAAAUACUGUAAAUAUUUGCUUUGGAAGAUCUUUAUUCCAACUGGAGUCACAACCUUUUCAUCAAUGUCCCAGUUAUCAGCACAUGAAAAUUAAGAAAUAAA
Pristis pectinata (smalltooth sawfish) is the source of this 1530-nucleotide messenger RNA. RefSeq lists its product as uncharacterized. The transcript has 5 exons. NCBI's taxonomy places the organism in Eukaryota, Metazoa, Chordata, Chondrichthyes, Rhinopristiformes, Pristidae. Bases 1 to 999 code for a protein of 332 amino acids. The record is from RefSeq and is a predicted model, not a curated record.